Molecule: messenger RNA, 1062 nt
Organism: Prorocentrum cordatum
Lineage: Eukaryota; Dinophyceae; Prorocentrales; Prorocentraceae
Source: the annotation of a GenBank genome assembly
AGGUCGUCUGCGAUCAGCCAGGGCUGCGCCUGGGCUGCCUGGAGCUCUUCGUGCGGCUCCGCGCGGCCGCGCCCGGCGAUGGCCGUGCGCAGGCGGAGCAACACGCCGAGCAGGCCGCCCACAGCACUGGUCACUUCGCAGUGAGCGAGGACCACCGCCAGCGCCGGCUGGUGCGCUGGAGGGCCGCGCCCACGCCGCGGCUGUGGGAGGAGAGGGCCGCGGCGAUCGCCGCUGGCCGUCGCCCCACCGCACGCCUCCGGGAAGACCAGACUUGGCGCGCCAGCUGCGCGCUCACCUCUGGCGAGCCAGAGGCCGCCGGCGACCGGACGCUGGGCCUGGAGGCGGUGGACUGGCUUUGGGAGGGCCUCAACGCCCUCGUGCUCGCGGUGUCGCCCGGGACCGAGGCCGUGACGCCACAUUCCGCGGGGCUGUUCGGCCCCGGGGUCUACGUCGGCGGCAGUGCAGCAGCUGAAGCCAAAGGCGAAGGCCGACCCUGCGGCGGCUGGCGGGGUGUAGUCGGCUUCUGCUUUGAGGAGCUCUGCCGGCGGGCGGAGGCGGACCCCGACCCCGCGAGGUACUGCCUGGGCCUCUCCCUUUGGGAGCUGCUCGGGGACGGCGCACGGGACCUGCUCGCGGAGGCUGGCGAGGAUACCUCUCAUGAGCUCCGCUUCGAGACGGCGCAGUUCAAGAGAGCGGAAGAUGCGAUGUCGUUGCUAGAGGCGGCAGGCUUCUUCGGUGGAGUUCACAGCUCCCAAGGGCCUCGACAUCUGUUCGCCCGCGCGGUCCUCUUCGAUGCGCAGUGGGAGUCCCUGGCGGCGCUCCACUUCGCCGAGGUGGCUGGGUGUGCAGCCGGAGACGCUCCGGCAGGCGCCACGGCGACGGACCGGGAGGCCCUCUUCGCCCUCCUCGAGGCCGCGGCCACGGGCGACGCGGCCCCAGCCACGCCGGCGGUCGGUGCUUGCAAGCUCGCGGAGGUGCUGACGCCGCUUCUGCUGGGGAACUGCAAGCCCUUCCUGCUCUGCACGGUGCCCGAGCGGCCCCGCGACGGCGCCGAGGCGAUCG